UUCUAGACCAAGAGAAGGAGGCAAAUCGUGCCAAAGGCAUGGCCAAUAAACGAACAAAAAUCAUCUCAGCAUCUCCGCAUCUUUCUGAGGCAUCUCUGUUUCCUCCAUCUGUACUACUUACAUUUUGAUGUUGUCUAUCGACAGAUUGUUAAUUUUUUUUCUUUCUUGUAUAUUAAACAAGCUACGGAAAGAAUUGCAAAUUGAGGCCUUUUCUUGCACCAUUAAUUGGCGGCUAGAUUUUGCCCUCUCCCCCCCCAAUUUCCUUUAUAUUCUUUUAGCUCGUAAUCCCUCUCGCACUUCUUGUUUAAUCCGCCGAAGAGACGGAAAGCGUGCUUGAGACGAUCAAUUCAAGCUAUACAUAUAGUAGCUUGAAUAGUCAUAUUUCUUGGUGAUUUUUUAGCGGCGGCGUACUUCUUGGGUCUCAGGUAUUCUUCUGCCAGUCAUUGAUUUGAGAAUGGGUCAGACUCAAGGGAAUUCUGCUCUGGAGGUUUCUGGCUUAGGAUCAGACGAGACCGAGAAGCUAUGUUCUUCACCGAUUGAAGGGAGAGGAGCGAGUUUGUGGAAGAAAGUGAAGUACCAGUUGGUGGAGUACCAUUCAUUGCCUGCAUAUCUGAAGGACAAUGAAUAUAUUCUUCGUUAUUACAGGUCUGAAUGGCCUUUGAAGCAGGCCUUGCUCAGCGUUUUUACCAUUCACAAUGAGACCCUCAACAUUUGGACGCAUUUGAUAGGAUUCUUCCUUUUCCUCGCUCUAACCAUUUACACUGCUAUGAUGGUUCCAAAUGUUGUUGACUUUCCUAGACUACAAAAUUUCCCUGAUGUGCUGAGAAAAGCUGAUUUGCAGAAAUUGCACAUGGAACUUAUUACUUGUCUCCCAUCCUUGCCACAUAUGCCCGAUAUGCACAAACUUCGAGAGGAGUUAAAGAAUUCAUUUCCUUCGAUGGAUUUGCUACCAUCCUUGUCUAAUUGGCAUAUUGUGGAACUCUUCUCAAAUUGUUUACCAGAAAGUAUUUCACACAGCAACCACACUGAUACUUGUGUUCUGCAUAGCAUGAAAGAGGACUUGGCAAACAUAAUAGCACCGUUGCUGGUGAGGCCAAUCACACGUUGGCCGUUCUUUGCUUUCUUAGGUGGGGCCAUGUUUUGCUUGUUAGCCAGCAGCGCUUGCCACUUGCUCUCCUGCCAUUCCGAACGCGUAUCUUACAUCAUGCUUAGGCUUGACUAUGCAGGAAUCGCUGCCCUCAUCUCGACAUCCUUCUACCCCCCUGUUUACUACUCUUUCAUGUGCUAUCCUGUCUUCUGUGGGCUCUACAUGGGGUUUAUAACUUUACUAGGAGUCGGUACAAUUGCAGCAUCCCUUAUCCCAGUAUUCCAAUCUCCCGAAUAUCGUAACUUUCGAGCAUCACUAUUCUUUGGGAUGGGUAUAUCUGGUGUGGCACCAAUCUUACACAAGCUUAUCUUAUUCUGGCACCAGCCGGAAGCACUCCACACAACUGGAUAUGAAGUCUUGAUGGGGGCAUUUUAUGGUAUUGGAGCGCUGGUAUACGCAAUGAGAGUUCCAGAGAGGUGGAUGCCCGGAAAAUUUGAUCUUGCUGGGCAUAGCCACCAACUUUUCCAUGUUCUUGUUGUGGCAGGAGCUUAUACACAUUACCGUGCUGGGCUCGUUUAUCUCAGGUGGAGGGACCUGCAAGGAUGCUGAAAGUUUAUAGAAUUUCAGUAGUUGUGAUAAUGCCGUGGGUGGCGUAUUAGUAUCAAUUUAGGUAUGCAUGUAUGAAGUGGGACACUUGCUGCAACUUUUAAUAUCUUGUGUAACCACCACUUCAAGUGAAUUAGUGGAAUGCUUCACGUGUCUUAAUUGAUAUAACAAGAAAAAAAAAAAAAAAGUAAGACGACUGUGACGGUAUGCAGUUGGUUCUGAAAUAAAUUUGUGCUAAUGUUGGGGAUGGUUGUGAUUAGUUAUAGUGACAUAAUGUUGUUUUCUCAAUCUGAUUAGUGAGGAAUAUAUGCAGGCUUCAGAAUGUCAAAGACUGAGGCGUCUGAACCAGGGACUCUCUUUCUGUUAUACUUUUACCUGAACCAGAACUGGUUCACGUUCAGCCAUAAAUGUCUGCAUCAGUAUUGUGAGGAUAAAAGGAAACGGAAUGACCGUAUAUUUCUUUUGAUAGA
Sesamum indicum (sesame) is the source of this 2163-nucleotide messenger RNA. RefSeq names its product heptahelical transmembrane protein 4. Gene Ontology annotation, cellular component: membrane. Lineage: Eukaryota; Viridiplantae; Streptophyta; Magnoliopsida; Lamiales; Pedaliaceae. Gene Ontology annotation, molecular function: signaling receptor activity. Gene Ontology annotation, biological process: response to hormone. The record is from RefSeq and is a predicted model, not a curated record.